Procambarus clarkii (red swamp crayfish) is the source of this 989-nucleotide messenger RNA. The record is from RefSeq and is a predicted model, not a curated record. Lineage: Eukaryota; Metazoa; Arthropoda; Malacostraca; Decapoda; Cambaridae.
GUCCUUACUGUCCACGAACCUUCGAUGGCUGGUCGUGCUGGAACGACACUCCAGCAGGCACCCGGGCCUACGUCCAGUGCCCGGAUUUCAUCACGGGAUUUGAUCCGCAGAGAAUGGGACACAAGGACUGCGACGCCAACGGGACGUGGUACACCCACCCACACACCAACCAAUCCUGGUCCAACUACACCACCUGUAUCGACAUUUCCAACCUUGAGCUCCAUCAGGUAGUGACGAAGAUCUACAUGGCUGGGUAUUCCAUGUCCCUCGUCGCUCUCUGCAUCUCUCUCUUCAUCUUCUUCUUUUUCAAGUCCCUCAAGUGCACGCGGGUCACCAUCCACAAGAACCUGUUCCUCAGCUUCAUCAUCAACAACGCGAUGUGGCUGGUGUGGUACGAGUGUGUGGUGAAUAAUGUCGACCUCCUCGCUAGCAAUGCGGUGGAAUGUCAGGUGCUGCAUGUUUUCCUCCACUACUUCCUCGUCUCCAACUACUUCUGGAUGUUCUGCGAGGGCCUCUACUUGCACACGCUGCUGGUGGUGGCGUUCGUUGCGGAGGACAGGAUCAUGAAAUGGUUCUACAUCCUCGGGUGGGGCGCUCCUGCCAUCUUGACCAUCGUCUACGGGUGUUCGAGAGCCGCUGACAGCGCCCAGAAUGUCCACUGUUGGAUGGACAACGGACCAUACAACUACAUCCUGAGCGUCCCUGUGGUGCUCUCCUUGCUGCUCAACCUCUUCUUCCUGGUCAACAUCGUCAGGGUCUUGGUUACGAAGCUGCGCGCCGUCAAUACAUCUCCAGACACCCACUCCACCCGCAAGGCGGUGCGCGCGACUCUGAUCCUCAUCCCGCUUCUGGGUCUCCACUACAUCCUGGUUCCCUUCAGGCCUCCCAUCGGCUCCCCUGGCGAGGAAGUUUAUCUUGUGGUGUCCGCCGUCGUCGCCUCCUUCCAGGGUCUUGGAGUGUCUCUUCUCUUCUGCUUCUUCAACGGAGAG